Molecule: messenger RNA, 1239 nt
Organism: Heteronotia binoei (common prickly gecko)
Lineage: Eukaryota; Metazoa; Chordata; Lepidosauria; Squamata; Gekkonidae
Product: arylacetamide deacetylase-like 4
Exons: 4
Coding region: 1-1239 (412 amino acids)
Cellular component (GO): membrane
Molecular function (GO): carboxylic ester hydrolase activity
Source: RefSeq, a predicted model, not a curated record
AUGGGGAUUCCACAGGUUCUGUUGUCGAUGACUGGGGCCAUUUUGGGAUUUCCUCUUUGCCUGGUGUUCUUAGCAGCUUGGGUGGCUUACAUUUAUUUCUUUAGGUCUGAAUUCCCUCCUGAGUUGGGCUACCCCGUGAAGAUGAGGCUCACCCAUAUCGGAAUCUUGGCCACCUACGGACUAGACUACAUAGCAUGGAAGAUCGGCCUCUGCAAUGAACAUACCAUUAUGAGGAAAUUAAUUGAUGGAAUCCCACCUUUAAAAGACAAGAAGCUUCAUAUUCAGAAUCUCCAGUUUGAAGGCGUGACUGUGAGGCUGUACCAGCUCAAAACACCCACCACAAAGCCCAGAAAAGGAAUCCUUUUUUAUCAUGGAGGAAUUGGCAUGUGGGGAAGCAUUGAUUCCCAUGAACGAAUGUGUCGCUAUCUUGCCAGGGAAAGUGACUCAGUGGUUGUCUCCGUUGGGUAUCGUUUGUCUCCUGAACACCCAUAUCCUGGGCAGUUCCAGGACUGCCUGGUUGCCACUAUCCACUUUAUGAAGAACGCCGAAGACUACGGAGCCGACCCUGAGUGUAUCAUCAUUAGCGGAGAUAGUCUAGGGGGCACAUUAGCGGCGGCUGUUUGUCAAGAAUUGGUCAAGAGAACGGAUCUCCCCAGAGUACGUGCUCAGAUCUUGCUCUAUCCUUUUCUACAAGCCAUCAACUUCAAUUUGCCUUCCCAUCAGCAAAACCAACUUGUACUCCCAUUUUUCCAAAGAAUAGUCGUAGAAGCAGGUCUGCAGUAUCUCAAGAAAAACCAGUCUUUAGCGAAAGAGUUAAGGAAAGGCUCCCACAUCCCUGAGGACAUGAAAAUGAAGUUGAGAAACUGGAUAAGUCCAGAGAUCAUCCCAAAGGAAUUCAAACUCAGAGGCUACAAGCCACCACCGGCAGCUGUCUUCUCACCAGAAAUUUACCAACAAGCCCAGGUGGCUUUUGAGACCACAUUUUCACCCCUUCUCGCUGAUGCCAAUGUUGUCCGGCAGCUUCCGGAGAUGUUCAUGUUAACGUGUGAAUACGAUAUCCUCAGAGACGAUGGACUACUGUAUAAAAAGAGGUUAGAGGAUGAGGGGGUUCCCGUGUCUUGGUGCCACCUUGCAGAUGGAUUCCAUGGAGCCCUCUACACCAUUGAUUUUCCUCUGAUUUCUGUUUCAUGUGCCAAAAGAGGGAUGGACCAUGUUGUGAAUUUUGUAAAAGGGUUGUAA